CCCCCGGCCGCGCCACCGCCCCUUCCUGUCAUGGCCGCAGCCGGGCUACGGGAGAGCGGCGAGGCGGUGCAGGCCGGCGCUCCCAGGACCUGAAGGCCCGUCCGGGUAGCGCGGCGCGGAGCGGGCGCGUCCCCCAGCCCGGAGCCAGCGGCAGGAGAUACCACUGAAGUACCUGUUUUCCACCACUUCCCUCAUUCGACCUCACCUUGUGGUCAGCUGGUGAGCAGCAUGCCUUCUACCCACAACACCUCAAAACUUUUCCUGGUCCUCCUGUCAUUGCUGCUGGUGCUGCCAGUGGCUGAAGCCAUGGAUGCAGGAGAUACCAUCGCCUUCUUACUAGGCCUUGCUGUCAGUGUCAUCGGGUUCUGCGCCUGCCUUGGCUUGUAUGCAAGGAAAAGGAGUGGCCAACAAUGACUUCAGAUGAAGUGAAUUUUCAAACACAGCUUGGGGUUGAGAUCUGGGGUGUAAAACUGAGCUUCAGUUCUGGAUAGCUUUCAAAAACCAUGUAGCAGAUAUUUCUGCAAACCCCUCUUACUGUGCAAUAUAACUGAACCAAGACUGUAACCAGUAAAAGGGAUUUGUAGGAUCUGUCCUUGUGACAGAUUAUUUUAUAUUGUUAAAUUACUUCCUUACAGAAGGGUAAGACCUUUUUGAAUAGGGAAAGCAAACCCUAGAGUGGUUCACAGUAAAUGUUUAUAAAUUUGGGAGGGAGACCAUCAACAACUUCCACAAUUUUGGUUUCAAGGGUUCAUCAGGAGAAAGCAUCUGUGAAUCUUGUCAAGAUUAUUCUAGAUUGCUAGGGAGCAGACUGCUUUGAUGUGUGUGCAUUGUGCUUAAGUUCCUUGUAAUGACACUUACUUAACAGCUCACUUCUGCUGUCACAGGGAGGACACUUUAGAGAACUACAAAAACAUGGAAAACUUUCUUUUCUAAUGUAUUUUUAUUUUACAAUAUGCCAUUCCUGUAUCCUGUGUUCUCAUUACCAAGUAGAUAAACUUAAGAAUGGGACCGCUAUUUUUCUUUAAUGUGUAUUUCACAGAAAAGUAUAUGUAAGGCUAUGUAAAUCAGAUUAACAAUAUGUUUUCGUCUUGUUUA
Molecule: messenger RNA, 1095 nt
Organism: Calypte anna (Anna's hummingbird)
Lineage: Eukaryota; Metazoa; Chordata; Aves; Apodiformes; Trochilidae
Gene: SMIM30
Product: small integral membrane protein 30
Exons: 2
Coding region: 229-414 (61 amino acids)
Source: RefSeq, a predicted model, not a curated record